Carassius auratus (goldfish) is the source of this 2805-nucleotide messenger RNA. Its product is annotated as neurturin-like. NCBI's taxonomy places the organism in Eukaryota, Metazoa, Chordata, Actinopteri, Cypriniformes, Cyprinidae. The transcript is spliced from 4 exons. The record is from RefSeq and is a predicted model, not a curated record. Bases 151 to 912 code for a protein of 253 amino acids. Gene Ontology annotation, molecular function: growth factor activity; glial cell-derived neurotrophic factor receptor binding; receptor tyrosine kinase binding.
GAAGAGGACAUAUCCGUGCGAAAGUCAGCUGCUCGAGAAUCAUGUUGUUUUAAAGAAGCGCGUGUGGAUUUAACUGAGAAAAGGUACGCUCAGCUGCCUGUGUGAAGAGCGAGGCUGUAAGGAGUUGGCACGCUCGCGCUCAAUCAGUCCAUGAGGGAACGCACGGUGGGAGCUUGGUGGUGGCCGAGGAGUUGGAUCAGAGCAAUGCCUGCCAUGCCAUCAGUCACCAAUACACCAUGUCGCAGGAAACAUUGGCAGGUGCUUGUAUGGGUUGUGAUGUCUCUGCUGCCCCUAGUGGCAGGAAGCAGGUCACGUUUUCAAGCAGAAUACGAAGCUGCGGUAGGAUUUGCUGGAAUGGUGGAGCUGCCAUUAGAGGCUUUUCCAGAUACUGAGGAAGAGCUUGAGGAGGACAGUGACUCCCCAUGGCAUGGCUUGUUUGAGCCAUCUGUGCUUUUCGAGGACAACCAACAACCAGCGAGAUGGGAACGAUCCCCCCGCUCCCCAGACACUUCUGACAUACAGACCAAAGGUGCACGCAAGAAAAAGAAGAAAAAAGAGAGGGAGGAAAAGAAAAAGAAAGAGAAGAGCAGCAGGGGACGCCACAGCAGUCGGGACUGCCACUUAGAGAAACGUGAGAUGCGUGUACGGGACCUGGGCAUGGGUUUCGACUCAGACGAAAUUGUCCUUUUCAAGUUCUGCGUCGGCUCCUGCCAGAGGUCUCGUGGGAACUAUGACUUGGCUCUGCGUGCUCUACUUGCCAAUGGCAGUCUGCCCAAGCGCACCGCCAGGAAGGUAAGCGCACACCCUUGCUGCCGUCCCAUGAGCUAUGAACCCGUCUCUUUCAUGGACGCUACCACAACCUGGAGAACCAUCAAGUCCCUCUCUGCAGCAGACUGUGAGUGCGUGGGAUGAGCUGACCUGAAAGAGCAGGGAGAGCGUGACAUGAAGAAAAGGUUCAACGGUCAAAGAGAGGAAAAGAGGAAUCAGGAAGCCUCCUGGGCCAUGGCUACAGAACGAGGUUGGCCAUGGUAAAGCUCUGUGAGGGAAUAUGGUUUGGUUGUGAGUGGUUCACAACAACAGCAAAUGCAUACAAACUUACAGUACAUCACACCAAACCUCGACAGAAAAGCUUGAAUGAGGUUAGAAUACGAUUCGACCAAGUCAGAAACGACGAGAGACUCUUUGGACUCAAAAUGGAGAGAGUUCAAGGAUGGAAGAACAGCAACUUUGGAUCAUACAUCUGAAUGGCUCUAUAAACAAAAACUACAUGUUAUAACUCGACAAGCAUUUGCUUACCAAGAAUUUCAACAGACUUGAAUACAGCACGAAACCCUGUUUAAUUUGUCAGAUUCAUUUGUUGAUCCUGGAUGUCAAUGCCCAUAUUCUUGGCCUUCAGUAUGGCAUGUAAUAUUUCAGCCAGAUUAGCAACUGUGGAUCAUUCAUUAUUAACAGCACAUUAUUGUUGUAAUUACAAUGUAAUAGCACAAACAUAUGUGGAGUAUUAUUAAAAGCUUAGCCCAAUAGGAAACACACAGACCUGUUAAUAUUAACCUUUCAGCAGGAAGCACUGAAGGUUGAUUGUGUUUUUCAUUUCUCAGGGUUUUUACAGGAAUUAUAUGAACUAUCUUAAUUUUCUUCAAAAUCCUUUUUAAUACCAUAAAUAAAAUAAAAGGUAUCAAAGAGUUAAUUUUCCACGCGGACAGUUUUUCAUAUAGUUAUGGGACUUCUCCACUGCAUGGUAGGACCCGGUAUGGUUCACUUUUGGGGGUUUUCCACUGGGUACAGUACCUGGUACUUUUUUUUUUAGUUCCACCUCGGUUGAUGUUCCAAGUAAAUAGUUCCAUCACCAAACGGGACUUCUAAACUCUGCUGAUCACUGAUUGGCCCGGAGAAAUUCAUCACUGCCUGUGAACAUUGAACAUUGAACUUGUGACACAAACACACAGAACCAUUAAAUUUAAAUCUGCACAGCCAAGCGAAGGAUCAAACCCAACUGUUUUGAAAGAGCGCACUCUUUUCUUUUUUUUUUUUCUUUUUUACAACCAAAAAGUGGGUGUUUUGUUGUCUGCUAAGGACGUUCCUCUUGUUGAUAGCAGACGAGCAGACCCAGUGAGAUCUUGAUUGGGCGACCCGGAAAGAAAAAGUUUUUCAGUGUUGUAAAAAACACUGUACUUUCCCCAUUGUACUUAUCAAAAAAAGAAAAAGAAAAAAAAAAAAGAAUAGCAUAAUGUGAUGUCUACCAGACUGUGCUUUAGCACGGUCAUUAGCUUUCUCUUUUAUCAACGGAUGAUGACCACAAUGCAUUUGCCGUUGUUGUUGUUGUUUUUUACUGUUACCAAAUGGAUGCCAUGCAUCCCUCAACAUUUACUGUACACUUAACAUAUAUCAUAUUUAUUUUUUUCAUUUAAGUUAUUUAUUUAUUAUCAUGUCUACAAAAAUGUCUUUGUUUUAUAUUUAUUGUUUAUGCCUUGGCCUGUGUUCUUUAAUCCGUCAUCUCACAAAGAACCAGAAUGGAAAACAACAAGGCUUUGAAGAAGGUCAGCUGCAAAAUAUCACAGUUGCAGAAAACAACUGAGCUAUUUAACCUAAAUGUUUUCACGAAGUAAGACGGAAUUGUAGAUAACUUUGUCAUUAUCUGACAAGUGAUUUCAUUGGGUGCUUUUCUGAGUCUUCCAAGAGUUAUAAAACCUUCAGAGCACUGACUGGGAAAUCUCAGAUUCAAUUUAUGAAAAGGAAAUGAAAAUAGUUUUCUUCCAAAACACUAAGAAUGAGGGGGAGAUGGAUUGUGUUCUGGCUAGUCCGUCU